AUGGAGGACAGCACCACGGAACUCGAAAGACCCGGUUGCUUGAGUGUCGGUCAGCAGUCAGAAAAGGCGACACCAACCGAUGGUAGCCGCCAGAACAGUGUCGACAACGAUGGGACAUCCAAUAAUGUUGACUCGGAUUCAGAGGAUGAGGUACAGUAUUGCAGACUUGGACAAUAUCUAGUGUUUCUUAUUUUGCUAGAGUGACGAGAAUCAUAAUGUACUGUUAUGAAUAUGAUAGCUGCUACAAUGGUUUGUACUCUACUGUAAAUGUGAUACACUCCAGUUCUGUAAUGUGGAAUGCCAUUGUGACUGUGUUUUUUCUUCUUUUCACAGCCUGAACAACCUCUUAAUCAAUUUUACCCUUAUAUCCGCUGUGCUCUCUGUUGCGGAUUCCUCAUUGAUUCCACCACCAUAACAGAGUGUCUGCACACUUGUGAGUUACAAUGAUUGAGAUAAAUAUUCCUGAAAUAUGACUGCUAUCACUUCAGUCUCAUUACAUCAGUCAUACUUGCUUUGUAAUCUGUUCUCUUUUCCUCAGUUUGUAAAAGCUGCAUAGUGAAACACUUCUUCUACAGCAACAGGUGUCCCAAUUGCAGCAUUGUGGUCCACCAGACACAGCCACUGUACAAUAUAAGGUAAGCAUGCCUGCCUGAAAUCUACGAGCACACAGGCUCUUGUCUUGUUUUACAUUUGAAGACAUCGGUUCAUGCAGUUUUAUGAGAGUUGGUCAAAAACAGAGAUUUCAGACUUCAUCAAAGGUUGUUUUUCUACUUGCCAUCAUUAGUGUUAUUUAAAGAGGACAUCCCAUGAGUCUGUUUCUAUGGUUACAGUCUCCCUGCUGGGGAGUUACCUGGAACACAAAGUCCUGGUGUGACGCACAGAUACUGAUGCCUCUCUGUAGACACUACUGUUAUUAAUGUCCAAGCACACUUGUCUAUUGCACAACUCUGCUUUCUGCACAGUCCAAAGGGACACAAAUGUAAAUAUUACUAUUGUGCAAACUCAUUUGAAUGAAAACAUUGCCACGAUUAACAGAAAUGUUCACUGAAACGACGUGUGCAGAAGUCAGCUUUGCAGUAGUUUACUAUACCUCUCCCAUUGGCCCAUUAUCAAUUAAUACAAUGAGCUAUAGGCUAAUAGUCACUUAUACACUGGUAUGUAGAUACUUACUGUAUAGUGGGUGUUUUUGCAUCUCCACAGACCUGACAGACAGUUGCAAGAUAUUGUUUACAAGAUGCUGCCACAUCUGGAAGAAAGUAAGUAUCUACAAGCCUUCCAUUUCUCAGAUUUUCCCCAACUGCCUCUUGUUAAUCUUUAGUUUUGCAGUUAAAAUUAGUAUUGUCUUUACUCUUUAUGUCGUUGCAGUGGAGAGAGCAAGGAUGAUUGAUUUUUACAAACAGAGAGGACUGGAGGUGCCUAAACCAGGUAUAUAAGAUGAAUGUUGUUGCUGUUAAUUGUGUUUUUGGUAGAGAUUUGAUGCAGCUUUGUUUAUAUGAAAUGGUUUGGGUAUUUGAAGACUACCCUCUGAUUUUAGCCAUGUCUGAGUCUCUGUCUGUCUCAGUGCUGUGUGUGGAACAUUCCCCUAAUGCUACUGUAACGCUUUCUUAGUGACCUCAGUGAUGGCGUCCCCUGCGGUCCCUGUGCUGAAGAACCAGAAGCAGAGGAGGGAGUUGCUGCCCCAGUCUGUCUUCACCAUCCCUCCUGAACUGGAUGUGUCUCUGCAGCUGGAGUUUGUGGGGUGAGUCUCUCCCUAGCAUCUUCUAUUUGAGUGAUUGAGGGGUAUUUCCUGAGAGAUUUUGAAAUUGGAUUGUUUAUGUUUGUCUCUGGUCAUUCUUGUCUCCACCAGUAGAUGGUGCUGGAGUGCUUCCUUUGUGUGCAUAUGGACUAGGGCAGCGUUUCCCUAACUCAGUCCUGGGGACCGCAAGGGAUACACGUUUUUGUUUUUGCCCUAGCACUACACAGCUGAUUUUAAAAUAAUCAAAGCUUGAUGAUUAGUUGAUUAUUUUAAUCAGCUGUGAAGUGCUAUGGCUUAAACUAAAGCGUGCAUCCCUUGGGGUCCCCAGGACUGAGAUUGGCAAACCCUGGACUAGGGAGAACAUUUGAAGUUACAAGACUGAUGGUUAACUUUACAAAAUUGGUGGCAGGGAUUAAGAAAAUUCUAUGUAAAGUUGUGUUUUGUUUUGUUUCCAGAGCGGAAGAAGGCAUAGACAGCUAUAAGGUAAUUUACUGCUGACAAGCUAUUUUCUCAUGUUUUAACAACGGUUGUAUGAGACUGUUAAAAUAAAUAACAGCAUAACGCUGCUAUCCAGCCACUAUAUAGUAAUGGUCAUACAUAAAGAAAUGUUGAUAUUGAGUUAUAUUGGUAAAAUGAAUAAGCUCUAACACUGGUGUCCCUGGCCAGCCUUUGGAGAGGCGGUAUGUGCGAGUAUCGGGGGAUGCCACUGUCCGCCAUGUGGCGCUCUUCAUCAGGAGGAAGAUGGAGCUGAGUCCCACUUGCCAG
This is a messenger RNA of Coregonus sp. 'balchen', 2500 nucleotides long. The record is from the annotation of a GenBank genome assembly. Lineage: Eukaryota; Metazoa; Chordata; Actinopteri; Salmoniformes; Salmonidae.